Molecule: messenger RNA, 542 nt
Organism: Triticum dicoccoides
Lineage: Eukaryota; Viridiplantae; Streptophyta; Magnoliopsida; Poales; Poaceae
Product: transcription factor IBH1-like 1
Exons: 1
Coding region: 55-504 (149 amino acids)
Biological process (GO): regulation of DNA-templated transcription
Molecular function (GO): protein dimerization activity
Source: RefSeq, a predicted model, not a curated record
UUCAAGCAGGCCUUCCUCAAGAACCUCCUCCUCGGCCUGUAGCUCCAGGCACACAUGAGCACAUCCUUCGGUAACGGUGCCAUGAGCCCCCACGAGAGGAAGCGCGCCGUCAAGUCCUCCGUGGAAGUCGCCAUGGCGACUGCGCACCGAGGCGGAGCAAGGUGGCCCAAGGCCAUCUUGGCUCCGGCGUCCAGUGCAUGCAAGGUGGAGAGGUGUAGGAGGAUCGUGAGGAGGUGCUGCCGUCGGAAGAGGAGCUGGGGGAGAUCGGGCCGCGCCAGUGGUGGCGACGCUGCGGGGAGGUUGGUGAGGAGGAGGACCAUGGCGCCGAGGGAGGUGAUACCGGGAGGCCGGAACUCCACCAUCGACGAGGCCACUCUGUUACGCGAGGCCAUGGAUUAUGCUGUGCACCUGCGCGCUCAGGUCGACGUGCUCCGCCGGCUCUCAGAAGCCGUGCAAACAUCUAGCUCCAGUGAUUCUGACCGUGCACUUAGAAAGGAUGCAUGAUUAAGUAGAAGGUGGUAACUUGCCUGUGCUUUUGCCAA